This is a messenger RNA of Triticum dicoccoides, 914 nucleotides long. RefSeq lists its product as uncharacterized. The record is from RefSeq and is a predicted model, not a curated record. The transcript has 3 exons. The coding region runs from base 216 to 809 and encodes 197 amino acids. NCBI's taxonomy places the organism in Eukaryota, Viridiplantae, Streptophyta, Magnoliopsida, Poales, Poaceae.
AGGUGGGGUUGGCCAAGUUCAAGAACCAGAAGGGGACGAACCAAUUGAAUACCCUCCACGAGGCCGACUUAGGUGCCCGAGUGUUCCCUAGGAAAUUAUGCAAGCCAACAUACAUUACCAGACUAUCUUUCAAGCGUUGGAACAAAACUGUAAAGCAGUUUAGUGAUAUUCAGUUAGGCCAUGUGAGAAAGUACAAAUUGGAACCUCUGCUUCAUAUGCCAAAGAAACUUAAAAUCCCAAUGAAUCUGCUUGAAUGGAUAGAUCAGCAUAUGUUUGGAAGUAAAGAGGCCUGUUUCAAACACAAGAAUAAAAUUAUCAAGAUUACUAAAGAUAUGGUCAACAAAAUCUUUGAUUUUCCUGGUGGCACCGAGCCUUUUGUAUUUAGUAGCAAUGAUCCCCAAGUGAAGGCAGAGGUUACAGAGUUAAGGAACAAGUAUGUAGAUCAUCGGAACAAAAUGCCGAUCAACAAAAUAGAGGAGGUGAAGCUUAGCGAUGAGACAGAAGAUGGAUUUAUUAGGAGCUUUGCAUUUUAUUUCCUAUCAUCUAUUUUGUGCCCUGCAUCAUACUGCUUUGGUAACAUGAAGUUCUUAUACUCUCUAAGAGAUGUUUCUGCUAUCCCUUCACUUGACUUUGGGAAAUUGGCACUGGAUUUCAUGCGUGAGGAGUCAGAGCGUCAUUUUGAAAUGAUCAUGAAUAGACCAAGUGUUGAGGAAAUGAACAAGGCUUCAUAUAUUGGGGGAUGUCUUCCUAUUUGGGGAAUCAUUUAUCUGGAUUUUGUUGAUUUUGAUGUUAUUGAGAAUCAUCAGUAAACUGUGGAUUAUUCUCUUCCUUGGAUAACUCAUGUCAAGACUGAAGAUUUCAAGUAUCUCGCAUUGGCUGAUAGGAAUUAUGAGUCUAGGAAAAAUUAUGGGGUU